Messenger RNA from Contarinia nasturtii (swede midge), 1797 nucleotides. RefSeq names its product Meckel syndrome type 1 protein homolog (gene Mks1). The transcript is spliced from 6 exons. NCBI's taxonomy places the organism in Eukaryota, Metazoa, Arthropoda, Insecta, Diptera, Cecidomyiidae. Bases 195 to 1703 code for a protein of 502 amino acids. Gene Ontology annotation, biological process: cilium assembly. Gene Ontology annotation, cellular component: MKS complex. The record is from RefSeq and is a predicted model, not a curated record.
UGUAAUCUAUCGAACAUAUGGACAUAAACCGUAUUGGUUGUGACCAUGGCUAGGCACAUCGCCCAGGUGAAAAUGUGUCUCUAGGCAACGAGAUUGUAUACAAUUACCAAAAAAAGACAAGAAAAUCCCGUAAAAAAACGUAAUAGAAAUUUCAUCGACAGUAAACAAACGGUGGGACGUUAAGUCAAUUCACAAUGUUUUUGAAUAAGAAUUUUGAUAAGAAAACGGGUAUUUAUCGUACAAAAGACAACAUUGAUAGCUUUCGAUUCAGAAUAACAUUGAAAACGUUGCAUUCGUUUGUAAAAGUGCCAAAGUUCAAUGCAGAGCAAUUGAACGAUGCAGAAGAUUUGGAUGAAAUUGAAUUCUAUAAUUUUCAAUGGCAACAAAAGGAAUUCAGUUCAUCUGAGCUAAAAUUUUACAGUAACUUAGAUAAUUGUAAAACUGAUCGAACUAAAGAGUAUCACAAACGAAUCACCGAUGAUAAUCGUUACUUAGAUGAAAAUGGUACCGUAUGUUAUACGGGAAAAAUAUUUAGCUACAUCAACGAAGAUAACUACCGCGAACAAAAUUCAGAGCGUAAUGAUUUGGUUGAAUGUAUUGAACGCUAUGGUCAAUGGCAAAAUGGCAACGAAUUCGUUGGUGAUUUUUUCCCGAAGGACGCAAAUAUCGAUGACAUACAACGUGCACGCUUCAAAAAUCUUGGUCAUUUCGAAUGCAUGUACAUAAUGGCAGAUUUAAAAGAGGAGAUUUUAUUAUUUACCAUCAAAUAUAGAUCAAGCGAUGGCAUUCUGUUAAUUUAUCCCGAUUUAAAUAACAUUGACGUAAAUCCGUAUCUUAAAGAAAUUGUAUGCGAUAGUCGAAAUUUGUAUCAAUUUGCCAUGGAAAAUUUAUCGAUGGAUUGUCAAAGUGAAGCCGCUCAGCUCAAAAAUGACAUUGAAGUGCUGGCGAAUAAGUUAUCAGAUUUAUGCAUCAAAACUCCAUUAAUAUUCGAUUUGCCUGAAAACAAGUAUGCGAUGGUAUGUUUUUACUUCGAAAUCCAGUUGGCUGAACGCUUUGAAUACGAUUCAAUUCACCUAAAAUAUGACAUUCAUAUACCCGACAAUUGCCAAACAAUCGACGACGGAUUGGCACAACUGAAAGGUUCUACACAUUCAUCACGACGAAAUGCAAUUGAUGGUUGCUGGUUGAUUGGCCAUUGUCAUGAGUUGACAAUUUCUUGUCCAAUCGAUUGUUUGCUCAAAGAAUCUAUAAAAAUCACGUAUGAAGUCAUCUCGAUCGAUAGUUGGAGCCGAGAACGUAGUGAAGGAUACGCCGUAUAUAGCGUACCAUUUUUAGCUGGCAACUAUAUUGAGAAAGUUGAGUGUUAUCGUGAUUUAGGCGACAACACAUGGUUGAAUUGGUUUGAACGUUACUUUAUCGGUGGUCGGAGAAAAGUUCAAAUCAAUGAUUUUCAUGGAAUCAUCGAAACAAAUACGAAAACUUCAUUAAAUCGAUAUGGUAAUUGUACACAAUCUACUGGUCAACUAAGUAUCAGACGAAAUGUCGUGAUUCAACGAAAUAUCGAAGAAAUGGAUUGCAGUGAAUUGGAACGAAAUCCAAAUACGCGUAGGAGUCAAAAACUUCCCACAAUUUCAAACAUACUUCUUGCAUAUCAUCGAGCACGUGAAAAAUUGGAAUCCAUCGCGGAUAUAAAUGAACUGUAACCACUUCACUCAUUUGGAUUAUUUUUUGUCUGUAUGAAUGAUUUAAGAUCUAAUCUACGUGAUUAAAGCAUCUAUUUUCAAUGGAAAAAUCAAA